GAGGACCCACCCCCUCAAGGCCGCGGGGUUCGGUUGCACACAAGCUGCAGUUUCAGUUUGUUUUAUUCACCAUUUUGAGUAGCUGAAGGUAAAAAAAUUAAGAAUAUUUGCGUUUGGAGGACAAGUCCCUGCCGUACUUUUAUUUUCACGCGCUAGCUCGGACGGUGGAGUUGUGCGCCAACCUCGCUCCCCUCGGUGUUUUGCAGAGCGGGAAUCUAUAUUUCUUUUUUCCCUGUGCUUUUUUCUUCUCCCCCCUUUCUUACAUCCUUAACCUCUACAGUAUUCCUGCAAAAUGUCAAGACCAGUUCGGAACAGGAAAGUGGUGAACUACUCACAAUUCAACGAGUCUGAUGAUGCAGAUGAGGAGUAUGGUGAGAAUAAGCCGAAGAAGGUGCGUGCACCCCCUCGUGAGCCCAAGCACAAGCGCUCAAAGAACUCGCAGGAUGACAGUGAGGAGUCUGAUGAGAAGCUCUCUAAACCCAAAAAUGAUUCAGCAGAGGACUUUGGCAGCGAUGAGGAAGACAAUGACUUUGGAGAGGAGGAGGAAGAUGGAGGAAGCGACUAUGAAGAAAAAAAAGGCAAAAAGGGAAAGAAAGCCAAGGUGGAGAAGCCAGCAGCCAAGAGGGGGCCGAAGAGAAAACGGCCUGCAGAUGACAGUGAUGAUGAAAAGGAAGUGAGUCGAAAGCGUACAGUGCGGGAGGCGGCCUCCAAGGCUGUGUCCAAACAGAGGGAGAUCCUGCUGGGCGAUGGAGGCAGCGAGGAUGAGGAGCACGAAGACCAAGAGGAACCCUAUAUGGACCCUGACGAGUCUGGCAGCGAUGAGGACUUCAUGGUGGAGGAUGAUGAUGACAGCGACUACGGUCGCUCCAAGAAGAGAGGCAAAAAGGUGAUUCGACGGGGCCGGCCGGACAAGAAGGAGAAGAAAAGCCCCAAGCCCCGACUAAAGGCCACAGUGACCCCCAGUCCAAUGAAAGGAAAGGGGAAGGGGCGCCCUAGCGCCAAGGCCCUGGAGAAGAGCUCACCCAAAGAGGAGGAAGAGGAGGACCCCGAGAGUCCCCUGGAGGAGGAAGAGGAGGAGGCAGAGAAGAAAGAGAGCUCCCCUGCCCCCAAGACGACGAAGGAGGCCGCGGGAGGAGACGAGGAGGAGGAAGACGAAGAGGAGGAGGACGGCUCAGAAGAGGAGGCGCCCUCUGGGGAAGACUAGAAGAUGGUUCCCGCUGAAGCCCAUCCUCCUCUCUCUCUCUCUCUCUCUGUCUCUCUCUCUCUGUCUCUCUCUCUCUCACUCUCUCUCUCUCUCUCUCUUUCUCUCUCUCUCUCUUCUCAAAGAUUUUGUUUUCUUUUGUUGCUCUGUGUUUAGAGAUUUUGGUUUCUUCUCCUGGUGGCCUGGCUCAAUGGUUUGGACUUGGUGUGCUUUUUUUCGUUUUGCUCCCUCUCCCUCUCCCACCAAGACAUUGUGCUCAUGUGAUCAUAUGGUAUAAGUAAGGAGUCACAACAUUCGGCCUUGCCCACCCACCCACCUGUCUUAGUCAUUUCUACCUUUCCAAGAGCUCAGUGCUAGUGGGCAUCCGUCCUAAAUGUGAACAAAUGAAAUUCACCUGUUUUUCCUUUCUUUCUCUGGGAUUAUCUGUGAUCCGACAUGACUGGCCACCUACUUUUUACCAUUGUACUUCACUGAUAUCUGCGAAUACUGGGAGCGUUGUUCAGAGCUUCUCAGUAUCAGUUACUGUUACUAAAAAGCGCUGUAUUUACAAAGCGACGCUAAGUCAACACACGCAGGCCUGAAGCCUUCACCCUCUAUCUGGUACGUUGUGGUUUUAAACCAGGAGCGUGUUUUAACAGGGCAGCAGUAGUUAGCUGGUAGUUUAGUU
Sander lucioperca (pikeperch) is the source of this 1868-nucleotide messenger RNA. It is a transcript of the gene nucks1a, whose product is annotated as nuclear casein kinase and cyclin-dependent kinase substrate 1a. The transcript has 8 exons. The record is from RefSeq and is a predicted model, not a curated record. Gene Ontology annotation, cellular component: cytoplasm. Gene Ontology annotation, biological process: interstrand cross-link repair; double-strand break repair via homologous recombination. NCBI's taxonomy places the organism in Eukaryota, Metazoa, Chordata, Actinopteri, Perciformes, Percidae. The coding region runs from base 293 to 1204 and encodes 303 amino acids. Gene Ontology annotation, molecular function: single-stranded DNA binding; double-stranded DNA binding.